This is a messenger RNA of Cynocephalus volans (Philippine flying lemur), 1208 nucleotides long. RefSeq names its product NME/NM23 nucleoside diphosphate kinase 6 (gene NME6). The coding region runs from base 322 to 882 and encodes 186 amino acids. The transcript is spliced from 6 exons. Gene Ontology annotation, cellular component: mitochondrion. Gene Ontology annotation, molecular function: nucleoside diphosphate kinase activity. Gene Ontology annotation, biological process: negative regulation of mitotic nuclear division; UTP biosynthetic process; CTP biosynthetic process. The record is from RefSeq and is a predicted model, not a curated record. Lineage: Eukaryota; Metazoa; Chordata; Mammalia; Dermoptera; Cynocephalidae.
CAGGACGGCUUCACCCUCUCGUCCGGUCCAGGGCAAAUACUAGAGAAAAAGAAGGAUCAUCGGAAGAUCGGCCCUCCUGCGGCAAGUUAUUCCCGCCCUGGGCCCAGACCAGUGCCGCAGCGCGGCAGCCCGACAAUAGUCACCACACCCAACCUCACUCCGCUUCCUUCUCGGCCCACGGCCUAAUGGCUACUUGCAACCGCGCGAGGACCCCAAGGAGGGCUGCCCGGCCGAAAGCCUGAAGGACCCCGCUAGGGCUGCGCAGGCUAACUAGCGCGGUGCCUGGUGGCCGGACGCCGCGGCCGGAGGAUCAGGAGUGAGAUGACCUCGAUCUUGCGAAGCCCUCAGGCUCUGCAGCUCACUCUAGCCCUGAUCAAGCCUGAUGCAGUUGCUCACCCACUGAUUCUGGAGGCUGUUCAUCAGCAGAUUCUGAGCAACAAGUUCCUUAUUGUACGAAUGAGAGAACUACUGUGGAGAAAGGAAGAUUGCCAGAGGUUUUACAAAGAGCAUGAAGGACGUUUUUUCUAUCAGCGGCUGGUGGAGUUCAUGGCCAGUGGGCCAAUCCGAGCCUACAUCCUUGCCCACAAGGAUGCCAUCCAGCUCUGGAGGACACUGAUGGGACCCACCAGAGUGUUUCGAGCACGCCACAUGGCCCCAGAUUCAAUUCGUGGGAGUUUUGGCCUCACUGAUACCCGUAACACCACCCAUGGCUCAGACUCUGUGGUUUCAGCUAGCAGAGAGAUUGCAGCCUUCUUCCCUGACUUCAGUGAAAAGCGCUGGUAUGAGGAGGAGGAGCCCCAGUUGCGCUGUGGCCCUGUGCACUAUAGUCCAGAGGGAGGCAUCCACUGCGCAGCUGGAACAGGAGGCCCAGGACCAGCCUGAUGCAGGCCUGUCAGUCCAGCCUUUUCUCCUAGACUUCUGGUCCAAAGCAUUCUCCUAGGACCAGGGCUCAUGCUGCUAUCUCUGGUGGGCACCACCAUCUGCCAGAGGGUCUAGCUCAUCACUGUAAAUCCUCCAGAAUCUAGCUGUCUACCUCUUCUCCAGAAUAUUCAUGAGUGGUUCAGAAGAAUGAUAACUCAUCUUUUUGCUGAGAACUAUUCAUCCUUCUUCAAAGAGGAGCUUGCCUAAUUAACUUGCCUGAAAAAUGCAGUGACUAUAUAAGCAACAUUUGACCUAUCUUCCUCAAUAAAAGUCAGUGUUCUACCAAA